AUGAGAUGCACUCAUCGAAGAACUCGAAUGUUGGGCGAAUACUGCUCAGUAAGAGACAAUUGUGUGGGUAGUUAUGGGACCAUCACUGAUGGUAUGAAUUGUGUGGCCCAUCGAUGUGUCAGCAUGACUGUUGUGGCCAACAUCAAGCAAGAAGGAAAACCAUGUCGUGGAAAAGCCCUUGAUAUCGAUCAGAAUAUCAUGUACGAUUGUGCCGGCCCAGACUAUGAAUGUGUCACUGAGGCUCAAACGAUACUCAAUAAUGGUCAAAAUUGUACCGCAGUACCAGAAACAACCAUCUGUGCCAAUGGUUUGGUGUGUAAGAAAGAAUCUCCCACAUCCACCUACAAAUCAUGUCAAAUUCCUUCCUUGUAUGGAGAGUAUUGUGAGUCAUCCUCAGAGUGCUACAAAUUACCAGUACUUCAAAUGAGAUGCAGCAAGAACAAGUGCAUUCGAAGAUAUUCUCAAUUCGAUGGAGCAGACUGUGAGAGUCAUCAAGAUUGCUACUCGGGUUAUUGUCAACCCUCCAUUCGAAAAUGUUCAAGUCCAACGACCUUGACUUGUACGACCACUACUCCAUGUCCAUCAGGAACUGAUUUCAAAUGUGGUUGUGGUGGAUUUUCGAGUGCUUCUCCAUUCAAUGGAACUUGUGUGGCACCAUGCAAUGGAUAUCAACAAGACUUUUUAUCAUGUGCCUAUAACAAUGGUUUAGAUGAAUUGGGAUCUAGUUAUGCCGUAUCGCAUCAUUUUCAUCCCAUUGACACCAAUUCGACCAUUUUCACCAAAUUAUGUCAUCGUGAAUAUAGAAAUUUAUUGAAAUGCUAUAUGAAGGCUUGGAAAGAUGCCAAUGUCUAUGAUGGAGAGAAUAGUCUUCCAGGUUUUGACUUGAGUGGACCUUUGGAACAACCAACCUCUGUAGUGUUACCUGUGGUGGGAAGAAACAUUUCCUCUCCAUCACCACAGACAAGUGCUCAGAUUAGUCAUGCAACCUCCAUGACCAAAGGAGGAGUUCUUUUUUUGGUUAAUUUAUUGGUGGCUGUAAAUGUUUUGGUCAUUUCACUGUGGUUUUUGUUGUAA
This is a messenger RNA of Naegleria fowleri, 1074 nucleotides long. RefSeq lists its product as uncharacterized. The transcript is spliced from 2 exons. The record is from RefSeq and is a predicted model, not a curated record. Bases 1 to 1074 code for a protein of 357 amino acids. Lineage: Eukaryota; Heterolobosea; Eutetramitea; Acrasida; Naegleriidae.